Molecule: messenger RNA, 1065 nt
Organism: Micromonas commoda
Lineage: Eukaryota; Viridiplantae; Chlorophyta; Mamiellophyceae; Mamiellales; Mamiellaceae
Exons: 2
Coding region: 1-1065 (354 amino acids)
Biological process (GO): protein phosphorylation
Molecular function (GO): ATP binding; protein kinase activity
Source: RefSeq, a predicted model, not a curated record
AUGACCGAGCCGUGGAGGGACCCCUGCUUCGACCCCUCGGACCUCUCAUCCAAGCGGGAGUGGGAGCAGAUCGGCGACGGCAGCUUCGGAAACGUGUACAAGGCGUCGCUGCUCGGCACGAGCGUGGCGGUGAAGGAAAUCGGGAACCUGAAACCCGACCGCGUGGCCGGUCUUAAGCGUGACAUGUACUAUCUCAGACGAUUUCCCCACCCCAACAUCGUCGCGGUGUUCGGCGCGUACGAGGAGGACGGAAAGCUCUUCAUGGUCAUGGAGUACGUCAGCAACUCGCUCCGCUCGAGGAGCGUGGUGAACAGGGUGGACGUCGUGAGGGUGCUGAGCGACGUGGCGAGGGCGCUGGUGAGGCUGCACGCGGCGGGUCACGUGCACAGGGACGUCAAGGCGAGGAACGUGCUGAUAACGCGCGGGUACGAGACGGCCAAGCUCUGCGACUUUGGUUUGGCGAGGACAAUGCCGGGCGACGGCGCGCGGGACGACGUCAACCCCGAGCUCACGCCGAGGAUAGGACCCCCGAAGUACCGCGCCCCCGAGGUUGUGAAGCGACGGGACUACGGCAUCAGCUCGGACAUGUACGGCUUCGGGAUCAUGUGCCAGCAGCUGGUCAAGGAGCUGAAGAAGAAGCGGCGCCGGGCGAUGGGCGAGGAGGAGGUUGACUUUAUCCUCAACCUUGCCUCCGAGUGCCUGAGAAAGGACCCGGCGGCGCGGCCCACCGCGGGCGAGUGCCUCAAGCGCCUGCUCGAGUACCGCGGCAGGUCGUUGCAGCUGUGCAGCAGGGAGACGGCGAACAAGCGCAGGUCCUACUGGAUCGACGCGCCCAUGGACGUCGGCACGUUUAAGCACGCGGGGAAGGAGCCCACCGCGUCCAGCGACCGCUCAUCCUCGGACUCGCCCGGGGACGACGCGCGGGGUGGACGCCGGGGUGAGGACAGCGAGGUGGGACGCGCGGAUGGGGCGCGCGGCGAUGGAGGGGUGGCGCAUGGCGACGAGGAGGAUGAGGUCACCGGCGGCGGAGCGCCCAAGCGGCGGAGGGUGGACGUCGAGAGCUGA